ACACAGCCUAGACCUCCAGCGGUGGAGUCACUCCAGGAGGACUAGGGGACCUUUUACUGCACAUCCCCACCCUCGCUGGGGGUUUCUGUUUUAUUUUCUGGCGGGGAAGGGGAGACCAAACCCCAGAUGGUCUCCCCAUGUGCCCCACAGCUCUUUCCCCCCGUGUGUCUCUCAGGAAAGAUCUGCCCCUCACUCCGAUGAAAGCUGCUUGUCUUUUCCGCCUCUGACAGGACUCCAGGCAACCAAGAUGGAUUACAGUUUCUUCAGUGGAGCCCCCAGGUUCCUGACUCGGCCAAAGGCCUUCAUGGUGUCGGUGGGGAAGGAUGCCACCCUGAGCUGCCAGAUUGUGGGGAACCCCAUCCCGCUGGUAAGCUGGGAAAAGGAUAAACUUCCCAUCCAGUCGGGGGGAAGGUUUAAAAUGGUGGAAGAUGGCGAUCUGUACCGGCUAACAAUUUAUGACCUAAGCUUAGAGGACAGUGGCCAAUAUAUCUGCAGGGCCAAGAAUACCAUCGGGGAAGCUUUCACUGCGGUCAGUAUCAAAGUUGGGGAGGAGACCACAGUGAUGGAAUCAGCCCCUUAUUUCAUCCAGAAACCUUCUUCCAUCAGAGUGACCCUGGGAGAGGACGUUCUGUUCAAAUGUAAAAUCCAGGGCAGCCCGCCCCUCUCUGUGAACUGGGCAAAAGAUGGGAGAAAGGUGGGGGGCGGUUCUGACGCCAACCGCUUCCACGUUGAGUCACUCGGAGAGUCAAAUUCCCUCAAGAUCCAGGGUGCUCAGUUGGGGGACAGCGGGACAUACAUGUGUCGGGCGGAGAACCCCGUUGGCUCUGCCAGUGCUACUGCCACGCUGGUGGUGGACACGCUUGGAUCUUACAGUCCGAGCAGUGGCGGUCUAGACACAAGCUAUGGCAAGACUGCCUCUUUGCUGUCUCACUUGCAAAAGAGGCGUGAGGAAAUCAGGAAGAUGGACACGCCCGGGUGGGCAGCUGCUGACCCCACGGCGGCCCCAAUGUACUCCGGGACCGAGGGGCUGUCUGGCAUUGGUCUCCGUCUUUCUCUGGAUUACGAGAGGGCCGCCAGCCUCACCGCCAAAUCAGCCCGCCACGCCACCUUCGGGGUGCUGACACGCACCUUCAACGUCACGGAGGGCAAGCACGCCAAGCUGAGCUGCUAUGUGACCGGAGAGCCCAAGCCGGAGAUCGUGUGGAAGAAGGACGGCGAGGUGAUCUCAGAGGGGCGCCGGCACAUUGUGUACGAGGACGAACAGGAGAACUUCGUGCUGAAGAUCCUUUUCUGCAAGCAGAUCGACAACGGGCUCUACACCUGCACCGCCUCCAACCUGGUGGGGCAGACCUACAGCUCGGUGCUGGUGACUGUCAGAGAGCCCACAGUGCCGUUCAAGACGAAACUGAAGGAUGUGGAAGUCCAGGAGAAAGAAUCUGCCACCUUCCAGUGCGAGGUGCCUGUCCCGAGCACCGAAACCGCCUGGUUCAAGGAGGAGACCAAACUCCAGCAGAGCAGGAAAUACAACAUCGAAGAAGAAGGGACGCACCGCCGGCUCACCAUCCAGAACGUCACCACGGACGAUGACGCCGUCUACAUCUGUGAGAUGAAGGAGGGGAGCCGGACCAUCGCGGAGCUGACUGUCCAGGGCAACAUCAUUAAAAAACUGCCGCGCAAGACGGCGGUCUCCAUCAACGACACCGCCAUAUUCUGCGUGGAGCUGGACAGCGAGAGCCCGCAUGUCCGCUGGCUGAAGAACAUGGAAGAAGUGAAGCCCAGCGAGCGAGUCACCAUUACUGCAUCCGGCAAGCAGCAUACCCUGAUGAUCCGGGAGUGCAAGAUGACAGACGCUGGGGAGAUCGCGUUCCUGGCUGAUGAGUGUCGGACAUCUACCCAGUUCACUGUAUCCACUCCCAGAAAACCCCCCUCGGAUCCCCCGUUCGACCCCGUGGUGAAAAAUAAAACAGAAACCUCCGUGACGCUGGCCUGGUCCCCUCCCAGAAUGGAGCGUUUCAUCCCCAUCGAUGGUUACCAGGUGGAACGUAAGAAAUUGACCGGCUUUACCUGGACGAGAUGCCACCAGUCUCACAUCCCCACCCCAGAGUUCACAGUGAGCGACCUGGCCGAAGAGGCAGACUACCAGUUCCGAGUUUCCGCUGUCAACAGCUACGGUCAGAGCGCUUACCUAGAGUUCCCAGGGACCCUGCACCUCGAACCAAUCUUGGCUGUGAAAACUCCCUUGACUGAUGUUGAAGCUACAGAAGGAGGUGAUGCAACUUUUAUUGUUGACCUCACAACCACUUGUUCUGGAACCUGGUACCUUAAUGGCAAAGCCUUACAGAGUAAUGAAAUCUACGUCAUACAGAGAAGCAAAACCACCCACAUCCUCACCAUAAAAAAUGUCACCAAGAGUGAUGAUGGCGCAGAGGUGAAAUUUGUCACCAAGAAUGCUGAAACCAGUACCAAGAUGAGAGUUAAAGCUGAUGGGAGCGUUUGCUCCUGUCGACCUCCCGCUGCUGGAGCUAUUGAAAAGGUCUCCGUUCGGCUGCGGGAGGAGGCACAACUUUGGGCUGAACUUUCAGACCCAGCUGCAGCCGUGAGGUGGUUGAAAAAUGGGAAGGAAAUCCAGGCCAGUCCAAAAUACGAAUUGAAAACCACGGAGAGGAAACGCAUCCUGAAAAUUCACAACGUCACGGCAGAGGACGCUGGCCUUUAUACCUGUGUCUGCGAAGGGGAUGAAAUAGUCUAUCAGCUGUCAGUGAAAGCACCCGUGCACUUCACCAACAAAGAGCGCGCUGCUGGGGUUAUCACUGCCGUGGCUGGAAAACAGGCUGAGUUUGUUUCGGAGACCUCGGAAGCCGACACCACGGUGCAGUGGUACAAAGAAGGCAAAGAAAUCAGGCGCACAAAGAAAUUCACCCUGGAGGAUAACGGGAAGCUGCACAAGCUUGUCGCCUCAGCUGUAACGAAAGAGGAUGAGGGAACGUACACGUGCAAAGCUGGAGAGGACACGCUAGUGUUCAGUUUAAAGGUCUCAGAUGAAGUUGUUAAGUUUGUCAACAAGCCGAAAGCAACGCCAGAAAUUUCCAUCGGCCCUUCGGAGAGUCUAGCGCUGGCGUGUGCGGUGUCGGUGGCAAGCGGGGCGGUGGUGUGGAAGAAGGAUCAAACUGAGGUUAAGCAGGACCAGAGGACGGUAGUCAUCGCUCAGGGAACAGACCGAAAGCUUAUCAUCAAGAACGUGACACGACAUGACCAAGGGAGCUACACCUGUGAAACAAAGGAUGACAAAGUAACAUUCCAAGUCCAAGUCAAAGAGACAGAAGAGGUGUUCACAAACCAGGAGAAGGUGCAGAGGGAGGUGAAGGCCAUGCUGACAGAGAACGCCAUCCUCAGCUGCGAGGUGGCUCAGGCCAAGACUGACGUCAAAUGGUACAAGGACGGGAAACUGAUCACCUCUAGCAAGAACUUCAAGGUGGAGUCUGAGGGCAGGUCCCGGCAUCUGGUGGUGGAGCAGGUAGAGAAAAAGGAUGCUGGAGAAUACACCUGUGAGGCUGCAGGCCAGAAACUGAGCUUCAAACUUGUCGUCACAGAGAGAGAGGAGGUGUUUGCAAACCAGGAGAAGGUGCAGCGGGAGGUCAAGGUGGCCCCCAUGGAGAACGCCACACUAAGUUGUGAGGUGGCCCAGGCCGAGACAGCAGUGAAGUGGUACAAGGAAGGGAAACUGAUCACCUCCAGCAAGAAAUUCAAAGUGGCAUCUGAGGGCAAGUCCCGGCGUCUGGCCGUGGAGCAGGUGGAGAAGAAGGAUGCAGGAGAAUACAGCUGUGAGGCUGCAGGCCAGAAACUGGCCUUCAAGGUAGUCAUCACAGAGCCUGCAGAAGUGUUUGCGAACCAGGAGAAGGUGCAAAGGGAGGUCAAGGCCGUGCUGACAGAGAGCGCCGCCCUCAGCUGUGAAGUGGCCCAGGCCACAACUGACGUGAAGUGGUACAAGGACGGGAAACUGAUCACCUCCAGCAAGAAAUUCAAAGUGGAGUCAGAGGGCAGGUCCCGGCGUCUGGUCGUGGAGCAGGUGGAGAAGAAGGACAGUGGAGAAUACACCUGUGAGGCUGCAGGCCAGAAAUUGAGCUUCAGAGUUAUCAUCACAGAGGGUGAGGAGGUGUUUGCGAACCAGGAGAAGGUGCAAAGGGAGGUCAAGGCCGUGCUGACAGAGAGCGCCACCCUCCGCUGCGAGGUGGCCCAGGCCAAAACAGACGUGAAGUGGUACAAGGACGGGAAACUGAUCACCUCCAGCAAGAAAUUCAAAGUGGAGUCAGAGGGCAAGUCCCGGCGUCUGGUCGUGGAGCAGGUGGAGAAGAAGGACGCUGGAGAAUACACCUGUGAGGCUGCAGGCCAGAAAUUGAGCUUCAGAGUUAUCAUCACAGAGGGUGAGGAGGUGUUUGCGAACCAGGAGAAGGUGCAAAGGGAGGUCAAGGCCGUGCUGACAGAGAGCGCCACCCUCCGCUGCGAGGUGGCCCAGGCCAAAACAGACGUGAAGUGGUACAAGGACGGGAAACUGAUCACCUCCAGCAAGAAAUUCAAAGUGGCAUCUGAGGGCAAGUCCCGGCGUCUGGCCGUGGAGCAGGUGGAGAAGAAGGAUGCAGGAGAAUACACCUGUGAGGCUGCAGGCCAGAAACUGGCCUUCAAGCUUUCUGUCACAGAGCCUGCAGAGGUGUUUGCGAACCAGGAGAAGGUGCAGAGGGAGGUCAAGGCCGUGCUGACAGAGAGCGCUGCCCUCAGCUGUGAAGUGGCCCAGGCCAAAACAGACGUGAAGUGGUACAAGGACGGGAAACUGAUCACCUCCAGCAAGAAAUUCAAAGUGGAGUCUGAGGGCAGGUCCCGGCGUCUGGUCGUGGAGCAGGUGGAGAAGAAGGACGCCGGAGAAUACACCUGUGAGGCUGCAGGCCAGAAACUGGCCUUCAAGCUUUCUGUCACAGAGCCCGAAGAGAUAUUUGCAAACCAGGCAAAGGUGCAGAGGGAGGUGAAGGCCAUGCUAACAGAGACCGCCACCCUUUCCUGCGAAGUGGCCCAAGCCAAGACUGACGUGAAGUGGUACAAGGACGGGAAAUUGGUCACCUCCAGCAAGAAACUCAAGGUGGAGUCUGAGGGCAGGUCCCGGUGCCUGGUCGUGGAGCAGGUGGAGAAGAAGGAUGCUGGAGAAUACACCUGUGAGGCUGCAGGCCAGAAGCUGAGUUUCAAGAUUAUCGUCACCGAGCCUGAAGUUGUGUUUGCAAACAAAGAGAAGGUGCAGAGGGAGGUGAAGGCCGUACUGACAGAGAGCGCCACCCUCAGCUGUGAGAUGGCCCAGGCCAACACUGAUGUGAAGUGGUACAAGGACGGGAAACUGGUCACCUCCAGCAAGAAACUCAAGGUGGAAUCUGAGGGCAGGUCCCGGCGCUUGGUCGUGGAGCAGGUGGAGAAGAAAGAUGCUGGAGAAUACACCUGUGAGGCUGCAGGCCAGAAACUGAGCUUCAAGGUUAUCAUCACCGAGCCCGCAGAGGUGUUUACAAACCAGGAGAAGGUACAGAAGGAGGUGAAGGCCGUGCUGACGGAGAGCGCCACCCUCAGCUGCGAGGUGGCCCAGGCCAAGACUGACGUGAAGUGGUACAAAGAUGGGAAAUUGAUCACCCCCAGCAAGAAACUCAAAGUGGAGGCGGAGGGCAAAUCCCGGCGCCUGAUUGUGGAGCAGGUGGAGAAGAAGGAUGCUGGCGAGUACACCUGUGAAGCCGCAGGCCAGAAACUGACCUUCAGGCUUCUUGUCACAGAAUCUGAAGUUGUGUUUGCAAACAAAGAGAAGGUGCAGAGGGAGGUGAAGGCCGUACUGACGGAGAGCGCCACCCUCUCCUGCGAAGUGGCCCAGGCCACAACUGACGUGAAGUGGUACAAGGACGGGAAACUGAUCACCUCCAGCAAGAAACUCAAGGUGGAGUCUGAGGGCAGGUCCCGGCGUCUGGUCGUGGAGCAGGUAGAGAAGAAGGAUGCUGGAGAAUACACCUGUGAGGCCGCAGGCCAGAAACUGAGCUUCAAGAUUAUCGUCGCCGAACCUGAAGUUGUGUUCACAAAUGAGGCAAAGGUACAGAGGGAGGUGAAGGCCGUACUGACGGAGACCGCCACCCUCUCCUGUGAAGUGGCCCAAGCCAAGACUGACGUGAAGUGGUACAAGGACGGGAAACUGGUCACCUCCAGCAAGAAACUCAAGGUGGAGUCUGAGGGCAGGUCCCGGCGCCUGGUCGUGGAGCAGGUGGAAAAGAAGGACGCUGGAGAAUACACCUGUGAGGCUGCAGGCCAGAAGCUGAGCUUCAGCAUUACUGUCACAGAGCCAGAAAUCAUAUUUGCAAACCAGGAGAAGGUGCAGAGGGAGGUGAAGGCCGUGCUGACAGAGAGCGCCACCCUCAGCUGCGAAGUGGCCCAAGCGAAGACUGAUGUGAGGUGGUACAAGGACGGGAAACUGAUCACCCCUAGCAAGAAAUUCAAGGUGGAAACUGAGGGCAAAUCCCGGCGUCUGGUCGUGGAGCAGGUGGAGAAGAAGGACUCUGGAGAAUACACCUGUGAGGCUGCCGGCCAGAAACUGGCCUUCAAGAUGAAUGUCACAGAGCCGGAAUCUGCAUUUGCAAACCAGGAGAAGGUGCAGAGGGAGGUGAAGGCCGUGCUGACAGAGAGCGCCAUCCUCAGCUGUGAAGUGGCCCAGGCUAAGACUGACGUGAAGUGGUACAAGGACGGGAAACUGAUCACCUCCAGCAAGAAAUUCAAGAUGGUGUCUGAGGGAAAGUCCCGGCAGCUGAUCGUGGAGCAGGUGGAGAAGAAGGACGCUGGCGAGUACACCUGUGAGGCUGCCAGCCAGAAACUGACUUUCCAGAUUGAAGCAAUGGAACCCGAAGCCAAAUUCCAAGCGAAAGUGGCCCAGAAAGAACCGAUCAUUGUGCAGGAGCACGAGAACAUCACACUGACCACUUCAGUAGUGCCCGCAACCGCCAUAGUCAAGUGGUUCAAGGAUGGAGCUGAGCUCACGGGGAGCAAGAAGUAUGAGAUCCAGGGCGACGGGGCCGCGAGGACGCUGACGGUGAAGCUGGCGGAGGCCAAAGACAGUGCUGUGUACGCCUGCAAGACAACAAGCGACAGGCAGGAGUUCCACGUGCAGGUGAAAGAAAUCCCGGUGAGGUUUGCAAAGAAACUAGAAGCUGUCGGUGCCGAGAUUGGAGGGACCAUCUCUCUGAGCUGUGAGCUGAGCCAGGUGAAGGGCGAUGUGCGGUGGUACAAGAACGGGGUUGAAGUCAAGCCCAGCAAGCGAUUCCAGAUUCGUGAGGAUGGAGCCAAGCGGGUCCUGACCAUAAUGGGGCUCCGGGCAGAAGAUGAGGGAGAGUAUAUCUGUGAAUCCCGGGAUGACAAGAGCAGCGUUCAGGUCACCCCCAAAGCUCCUAGAGUGGUGAAGUUCCUGACCAGCCUUCGCAGCAUGGUGUCCGAAGAAGGGAAGGAGGCCACAUUCAAAUGCACCGUCUCCCCCAACGACGCUGUGGUGACCUGGCACAGGAACGGCGUCCAACUCGAAGCUAGCCAGAAAUACGUGAUCUCUCAGAAGGCCACCAACCACAGCCUCACCAUCACUGACCUGACCCAGGAGGACGCAGCAGAAAUCUCGGCCAACGCAGAGGGUGUGGAAAGCAAAGCCACCCUCACGGUCCGUGAGGCGCCGGUGACUUUCACGAAGAAACUGGAGCCCAGAACGGUUGAGGAGAGGGACACGGUCACCCUAGAGGUGGAGCUGAGCAAGCCUUCCAUGGAGGUGAAAUGGAUGAGGAACAGCAUUGUGCUGCAGCCCGGUGGCAAAGUGGAGAUCAAGGCGGAGGGGACAAAACACAGCUUGACGAUUAAGGACGUCACCUUGGCAGACCGGGGCUUCUAUUGCUGCGAGACGCUCGAGGACAAGACCCAGGCCAAGCUGAACGUGGAAAUGAGAAAGAUCAAGCUGGUGAAGGGCCUGCAGCCUCUGGAAGCCCACGAGAAGGAGGCUGUCACCUUCGAGCUGGAGCUGUCUCAUGAGGACGUGGAAGGGAGCUGGAUGAAGGACGGCCUGAAACUGAAGCCAGGGGACAGGUGCCACAUUAACACCCUGGGGAAGAAACAUUCACUGACACUUUCAUCCCUGAAGGUUGAAGACUCCGGCCUCCUCUCCUUCAAGGCGGAAGGCAUCCAUUCCUCAGGCAGGCUGCUAGUAACAGAGUUGCCUGUGAAGAUCAGCAAGCCUUUGGUAGACAUCAAGGCUCCUGAGAAAGACAAAGUGACCUUUGAGUGUGAGCUCUCCAGGCCGAAUGUGGAGGUCAAGUGGUUUAAGAAUGGAACUGCACUCCGGCCAAGUAAAAAAGUGACCAUUAUUUCCCAGGAAACUAAGAGAAGCCUCAUUAUUCACAAGUGUGACUAUGACGACCAGGGAACCUACGUAUGUGAUGCAGCUGAUGACAAGAGUUCAGCUACACUCACAGUCCAUGCCCGAGACAUCAAGAUAAUUAAACCGCUGGAAGAUGUGGAAGUGAAUGAGAAGGAGAAUGCGUCUUUCACCUGUGAGAUCUCACACGACGAAGUCCAAACCCAGUGGUUCAAAAACGACAGCAAGCUGAGGGCUGGCGACAACAUUAAGAUGCGCCAAGAAGGAAGGACCUAUGCAUUAGUUUACAAAAGUGUCCAUGUGGAGGAUGCUGCUGAGAUCAAAUUUGUAGCAGAGAAGGCAGAAUCCCGAGCACAACUUAGAGUGAAAGAACUUCCUGUAAAAAUUGUGAAGCCACUGCGGGAUAAGAUUGCUAUUGAGAAGCACCGGGGCGUCCUGGAAUGCCAGGUGUCCCGCCCUAGUGCCAAAGUUAAAUGGUACAAGGAGAAUGUUGAGAUUCUUCCCAGCCAGAAAUAUGAGCUGGUGAGUGACGAUGUCUAUAGGAAACUCAUCAUCAACGACGCCGAGUUUCAGGAUGAGGGCCUGUAUACCUGUGAUGCUAUUGACAACACAAGCAGUGCUCAUUUCUAUGUUGAAGAGCAAUCCAUUAAUAUUGUAAAGGCGCUAAAUGAUGUGGAUGUGACAGAGCCCACAGAAGCCAGGUUUGAAUGUGAGAUCUCCAUUCCAUCGGUGAAACCCCCCAAAUGGACUCUGGGUGGAGAGGUCUUACAGACUGGCAGAAAUGUUACCGUAGAGCAAGAGGGCACCGUUCAUCGGCUCAUUCUGUGGAAGACCAACUCUGACAUGACUGGCACCAUUCAGUUUGCAAUUGGCAAAUCAAAAUCCACAGCAAACCUGCUUGUACGAGAUAUGAAUGUGCAGAUUACCAGAAAGCUGGAGGAUAAGACUGCCUUAGAACACCACUCAGUUGUCCUGUCCUGUGAUUUUAAGCCUUCUCCAAAAGUUGUAGAAUGGUUCAAGGGCCAUACCCUCAUUGAGCCCUCAGAAAAAUACAAACUCAAGUGGGAGAUGCACACAGCUGAACUCAAAAUUCUGAAGCUAACCCGGCAAGUGGCAAUCACCAAGCACCUGCAGGAUGUGGAGAUAGAGGAGGACAACAGCGCUGUCUUCUCCUGUGAGCUGUCCCAUGAGGAUGAGGAGGUGGAAUGGCUACUGAAUGACACCGUCCUCUACUCCGACAGCUGCAAUGAGAUCAAGAAGAUCGGCAGGUGCCAUACUCUGACCCUGAAACAAGUCACGCCCGACGAUGCAGGAACGGUGACAGUCAAGACGUUGAAGGUGUCGGAAAGCGCUCAGCUGAAAGUGAAAGAGAAACCCAUCAUCUUUAUGAAGUCCCUGGAUGAUGCUGUCGGGGAGGAACGUGGUGUGAUCACGCUGCAAUGUGAGGUCUCCAAACCAAAGGUUAAACCCAUCUGGAGAAAGGACAAUGUGGAGGUCACCCUGGGCGACAAGUAUGAACAGAUGCAAGCUGGGAAAACACUGUGUCUCAUUGUGCACGAUCUGAACAAGAAUGAUGCCGGGUUAUACACAUGUGAUAUUGGCACUGAUCUUGUCAAGGCACAAGUCAGCGUGCAGGAGUUGAACAUCGGUAUCACUAAACGCCUGAAGAACGCUGAAGUCCAAGAAGGGGAGAACUGUACUUUUGAGUGCAUUUUGUCCCAUGAGAGCAUCGGUGAUUUCCACUGGAUGCUGAAGGGGAAUGAAGUGCACAGUGAUGGGCGAUUUAAGGCCUUUAACCAAGGGCGGAAAUAUACUCUCAGCAUCAGAAACGUGACAGCUGCGGAUGCUGGAGACGUUGUCUUUGCUGCACGCAACUUAAGUUCCAAGGCCUCGCUGGUUGUGAAAGAAAAACCAGGAGAGAUUGUAAAGCACCUGGAGGAUAAGACAGCAACAGCAGGACAAGAUGUAAACCUGCGCUGUGAAAUGUCCAAACCUGACAAAAACGUGAAGUGGUACAAGGAUGGCAAAGCGAUCCGGAAAAGCCAAAAAUACGACUUGCGCCAAGAGGGAUCAUGGGCCAUGCUCGUCAUUCAUGAUGCCACAACCAAGGACACUGGGGAAUACACAUGUGAGACAGAGACCUCUAAAACAAAAGCAUCACUGACAGUGGAAGACAAACCCAAUCGCUUUACCCAGGAGCUUUCAGAUCUGAAAGCUGAUGAAAACGGAGUCGCUGUUUUCAUGUGUCAGACUAAGAAGGCCGCCCCCACGGUGGCCUGGCGGAAAGGGAUGGUCGAGCUCAGGUCAAGCAAGAAAUAUGAGAUCAUCCAGAAAGGGAACGCCCUGCAGCUCACGGUGAAUGCCUUGGAGAAAAGCGACAGCGACACCUACACGUGCGAUAUUGGCGAGGCCCAGACCAGAGCCAAGCUGACUGUGCAAGGCCAGAAAGUGCUAAUUACUGAAGAUCUGGAAGAUGUUGAUGUGAUAGAAGGAGAUUCUGCCAUGUUCAAAUGCAGAAUCUCUCCAGUAGAAUAUAGCAAUGUGCAGUGGUUUUUGGAUAAGACACCUCUGCAUACCAAUGAACUUAAUGACAUCCAGUCUAAACCUGGAGGAUAUCACUUGCUAACCUUGAAAAAACUGUCCCGGAAGGAUUCGGGGGUCAUUACCUUUGAAGCUGGUGAUAAGAAAACAUCUGCCAAUUUGGUUGUUAAAGAGAAGCCCUGUGUCAUUACAAAGGAGCUUGCUGAUGCUGAAAUCUUUGAGGGAGAGGAUGUCUGUCUUCACUGUGAAACCUCCAAAUCAGACAGCCCGGUAAAGUGGUGCAAAGAUGGGAAGACCCUUAAAAACUCCUCUAAGCAUAAGAUCAGCCGGUCGGGAUUUGAAGCCACACUUGUCAUUCAUGGGACAGAAGAGAGAGACAGUGGCAGAUACGAGUGUGAGGCUGGAACAGCUAAAAGUAGUGCAGUUGUCACGGUCAAGGCUCUGCCGGUUCUUUUCAAACGAGAGCUCCAGAGUGAGGAGGCGAAAGAAGGAAGUCAAGUCAAACUGAGUUGUGAGCUCAGCAAAGCUGGCAUCCCUGUGAAAUGGACAAAGGGAGAGACGGUUCUCCUGCCCGGGGAUAAGUACCGGUUAAAGCAACAUGGCACAGUUGCAGAGCUCAUUAUUCAGGACGUCCAAUCGAUCGAUGCUGGAGACUACACCUGCAGCACUGGGGAACAAACGACAACUGCUCGGGUGAAAGUAAAUGCCCUGCCCGUCCUUUUUAAACAAAACCUUCAGAACACAGAGAUGGAAGAGGGGAGCAUGGUAGCUCUGCGCUGCGAGAUCACGAAACCUGAGGCCCACGUGGUGUGGAAGAAGGGAGGCGCCAUACUCGGGGAGAGUGCCAAGUAUGAGAUGAGGCAGAAGGGUUCUGUGGCAGAGCUGUUCAUUCACAAUGCAGAGCCCGAGGAUGCGGGAAGAUACACAUGUGAUACCGGAGAGCAGCAGACGACAGCUCAAGUCAAAAUUCACGCCCUGCCUGCACUCAUCAAGGAAGAACUGAAGAACGUGGAAGCCACGGAAGGUGGAGCGGCCACUCUGCGCUGUGAGCUGAGCAAAGCCGCCCCAGUGGAGUGGAAGAAGGGGGAGAAGGGGCUCAGGCCAAGUGGCAAGUAUAGAAUGAGACAAGAAGGCACCACGGCUGAGCUGGUCAUACAUGAUCUAGAUCUGAAGGAUGCAGGAGACUACACAUGUGUAUUUGGAGAGCAAAAAACCACAGCAGCCUUAACAGUGAAUGCCGUACCUGUACGUUUCAAAAAAGAACUGAAGAAUGAGGAAGCCACUGAAAGUGGAACAGCCACGCUGCACUGUGAGCUGACCAAGCCUAUUGACUCAGUCGAGUGGAAGAAGGAUCAAAAGGUGCUGAAGCCAAGCAGCAAAUACAGGAUGAGGCAGGAAGGCCGCUUCGCUGAGUUGAUUAUCCAAGACCUAGAUUUGGCAGAUGCUGGAGAUUACACGUGUGUGUGCGGUGACCAGAAGACAACAGCUGCUUUAACAGUGAAUGCCUUGCCUGCACUUUUUGUAGACGCGCUAAAUAACCAGGAAGGCUCCGAGGGUGGGACAGUCACCCUACACUGUAAACUGAGCAAGGCUGCCCCGGUGCAGUGGAAGAAGGGACAAAAAGCACUCGGGCCAAGUGACAAAUACCAAAUAAGGCAGGAGGGUCCAUCUGCUGAACUGGUGAUCCGUGAUCUGGAUAGGAUGGACGCUGGAGAUUACACUUGUGUGUGUGGAGAACAGCAGACUACAGCUACCUUGACAGUGAAUGUUCUGCCCACGCGAUUCACUAAAGAACUGAAGAAUCAAGAGGCUACCGAAGGUGAAAGUGCCACUCUGCACUGUGAGCUAAACAAGGCUGCCCCAGCUGUGGAGUGGAAGAAGGGACACAAAACCCUCAAACCCAGUGACAAGUAUAAAAUGAGACAAGAAGGGGCUACGGUUGAGUUGAUAAUCCAAGACCUGAGCAUGACAGAUGCUGGAAAUUAUACCUGUGUGUGUGGAGACCAGCAAACCAUGGCAGCUUUAACUGUAAAUGUCCUGCCUGCGUUUUUCAAAGAGGGAUUGAAGAAUAGGGAAGCCACAGAAGGUGGAACAGCCACUCUGCACUGUGAGCUGACUAAAGUCCCUGUCCUAGUGGAGUGGAAGAAGGGGUCAAAAACGCUCAAAGCCAGUGACAAGUACAGAAUGAGACAGGAAGGUACCAUUGCAGAGCUGUUGAUCCGCGACCUGGAUGUAGACGAUACAGAUGAUUAUGCCUGUGUGUGUGGAGACCAGAAGACUUCUGCUGUCUUGACAGUCCAUGCCAUGCCUGCACUGUUCAAAAAAGAACUAAAAAAUGAAGAAGCCACAGAAAGUGGGGCAGCCACUCUCCACUGUGAGCUGACCAAAGCUGCCCCUGUGGAGUGGAUGAAGGCUGAAAAGGUGCUCAAAGCGAGUGUCAAAUACAAAAUGAGGCAGAAGGAUGCCAUUGCUGAGCUGACCAUCCAUGACCUAGGUGAACAGGACGCUGGAGAUUACACUUGUGUGUGUGGAGACCAGAAGACCACUGCCUCCUUGACAGUGCACGUCCUUCCUCCACGCUUUAAAGAAGACCUGAAGGAUUUGGAGGCCACCGAAGGCAAAGCAGCCAUUCUACACUGUGAGCUGACCAAAGUUGCUGCUCCUGUGCAGUGGAAGAAGGGGUCCAAAACACUCCAACCCAGCGACAAGUUUAGAAUGACUCAGGAAGGCACCAUUGCAGAGCUUGUGAUCCAUGAUUUAGAUCUGACAGAUGCUGGAGAUUAUACAUGCAUGUAUGGAGACCAAAAAACCACAGCUGCCUUAACAGUGAAUGCUCUGCCUGCACGUUUCAAGGAAGAAAUGAAAAACGAGGACGCCACAGAAGGGGAGAGAGCCGCUCUGUGCUGCCAGCUGACCAAGGCUGCUUCCGUGGAGUGGAAAAAGAAGCACAAGGUGCUCAAACCAAGCAACAAAUACACAAUGAGGCAGGAAGGUACCACGGCAGAACUAGUGAUCCAUGAUGUAGACGUCAAGGACGCUGGAGAUUAUACCUGUGUAUGUGGCGACCAGAAGACAACUGCAGCUUUGACAGUACAGGUCCUGCCGGCCCGUUUCAGAGAAGACGUAAGAGGCGGAGCAGCCACUCUGCGCUGUGAGCUGACCAAGGCUGCCCCGGUGGAGUGGAGGAAGGGGCACCAAGUGCUCAAAUCAAGUGACAAACACAAAAUGAGGCAGAAGGACACCACUGCUGAGCUGGAAAUCCGCAACCUAGAGGAGACGGAUGCGGGUGAUUAUACCUGUGUGUGUGGCGCUCAGCAGAGCACAGCUGCCCUGGCAGUACGUGCUCUGCCAGCACUCAUCAAAGAAGAACUGAAGAGCGAGACAGCUAGAGAGGGCGGAACAGCCACUCUGCGCUGUGCGUGGACCAAAGCCGCGCAAGUCGAGUGGAUGAAAGGGGACAGUUUGCUCAAGCCGAGUGACAAAUACAAAAUGAGACAGGAGGGCCUUGUGGUUAAACUGCUUAUCCAUGAUCUAGAACUGAAGGAUGCCGGAGAUUAUACCUGUGUGUGUGGAGACCAAAAGACAACGGCUGGCUUGACAGUGCACGCCCUGCCUGCACUUUUCAAAGAAGAACUGAAGAACUUGGAAGCCACAGAAGGCAAAACAGCCACUCUGCACUGUGAGCUGAGCAAGCCUGCUUCCGUGGAGUGGAAGAAAGGGCACAAGAUACUCCAGGCGAGUGACAAAUACAGCAUGAGACAGGAGGGUGUUGCCGCCGAACUGGGGAUCCAUGAUCUAGGUCUGCAGGAUGCCGGAGAUUACACGUGCAUGUGUGGCGACCGGCAGACCACAGCUACGUUGAUAGUAAAUGCCCUGCCUGUGCUUUUCAAGGAAGCGCUGAAGAGCGAGGAAGUUACGGAAGGUGGAGCUGUCACUCUGCGCUGCCAACUGACCAAAGCUGCUCCCGUGCUGUGGAAAACAGGGCACCGCGUGCUCCGAGCAAGUGACAAGUACAAAAUGAGCCAGCAGGGGGCCUUUGUGGAGUUGGUGAUUCAUGAUGUAGAAGUGGAGGAUGCUGGAGAUUAUACCUGUGUCUCCGGGGAGGAGAAGACAACGGCUGCUUUAAUAGUACAUGCUCUACCCGCACUUUUCAAAGAAGAACUGAGGAGCAAAGAAGCUGCAGAAGGUGAAGGGGCCACUCUGCGCUGUGAGCUGACUAAGGCCGCUCCGGUGGAAUGGAAGAAAGGGCACCAGGUGCUGAAAGCCAGCGAGAAAUAUCACAUGAGACUGGAAGGUGCCGUUGCAGAGCUGGUGAUCCGUGAGGUAGCUGAGAAGGAUGCAGGAGAUUAUACCUGUGUGUGUGGAGACCAGCAGACCACCGCUACCUUAACAGUACAUGCCUUGCCGGCACGUUUUAAAGAAGAACUAAAGAAGGAGGAAGCCACCGAAGGUGGGAAUGCCAUUCUGCACUGUGAGCUGACCAAGGCUGCUCCGGUGGAGUGGAAGAAGGGGCACCAGGUGCUAAAAGCCAGCGAGAAAUAUCACAUGAGACUGGAAGGGGCCGUUGCAGAGCUGGUGAUCCGUGAGGUGGCUGAGAAGGAUGCAGGAGAUUAUACCUGUGUGUGUGGAGAACAUCAGACCACGGCUGCUUUAACAGUACAUGCCCUGCCUCCGCAGUUUAAAGAGGAACUGAAAAACGUGGAGGCUACCGAAAGCGAAGCUGCCACUCUGUGCUGUGAGCUGACCAAGCCAUCGGCAGUGGAGUGGAGGAAAGGACACACCGUGCUCAGAGCCAGUGAGAAAUGCAAAAUGAGACAAGAAGGCUCCUUUGCAGAGCUGGUUCUCUGCGGUCUAGAGGUGAAGGAUGCUGGAGAGUAUACCUGUGUGUGUGGAGACCAGAAGACCACCGCUACCUUAACAGUACAUGCCCUGCCCACUGUCUUUAAGCAACCCCUUGAGAAUCAGGAGGCUGAAGAAGGAGGGACAGCCACAUUACAUUGUGAGCUCUCAAAGCCCGGUGCUCCGGUGCAGUGGCGCAGAGGAGGUCUGGGGCUGCAGCCUAGCGAUAAGUAUGAAAUGAGACAGAGAGAAUGCAUUGUCCAGCUCUUAGUGCAUAACCUCACAUUAGAAGACACAGGAGAAUACAGCUGUGAUAUUGGGGAACAGGAAACAAAGGCCUCUCUGUAUGUGAAAGCCCUCCCAGUUCUUUUCAAAAAGGAGCUCAAGGACACAGAAGUGGAAGAAGGUUCUACAGUAAAAUUCCAGUGUGAGCUGACAAAGGCCACGUCUUCCGUAGAGUGGAGGAAAGGCACCAUGGACCUCUUUCCAUGUGCUAAAUACGAAAUGAAACUAGAGGGUCUGAUAGCUGAACUUGUGAUCCAUAACGCAGAACCAGAAGACACAUCUGAUUAUACCUGUGAUACUGGUGACCAACGGAGCACAGCGAACCUCAGAGUGAAUGCCAUUAAGCCUCAGUUCAAGCAACAGCUAAGGAAUGAAGAGGUGGAAGAAGGAGGCGUGGUGAGGCUACGCUGUGAGGUCACAAUAAGUAAUGCGGUAGUCGAGUGGAAGAAAGACGGCAGAGUGCUGAAGUCCAGUUCCAAGUAUGGGAUCAGACAGGAGGGUGCAAUUCAUGAGUUAUGUAUCCAGCACCUGGAGCCUCAGGACACCGGGGAGUAUUCCUGCCUUGCUGGCGAUGAAAUGACCUCUGCAAUGCUGACUGUGAAAGAGCCCGAUGUGACCAUAGUCAGCGGCCUGAAGGACGUGGCGGUGUUUGAAGAGGAAGACGCCGUGUUUCAGUGCAAGGUGUCGCGUGACAACGCAAAGGAUGUGGAGUGGAAGCUUCAGGGAGUGGCUCUGCAGAGCAAUGAAAUGAACGAGAUCUCCGUUGAAAAGGGCCAGAUUCACACACUGAGACUGAGGACGGUCACUCAGCAGGAUAAUGGCACCAUCACGUUCAGAGUGGGACCCCAUGUGUCAACUGCGCAGCUCACGGUUAAAGUGCCACUUCCAGUCUUUAAAGAGACUCUGAAGAACACAGAAGUGGAGGAGGAUACUACAGCUGUCCUGGAGUGUGAGGUGUCUCAGCCCAACGUGUCAGUGGAGUGGAGGAAGGGCUCUCAGGAGAUUUCUCCAAGCUCCAAAUAUGAAAUCAGGCAAGAGGGAACAAUCCAUACGCUGAAGAUUUAUAAUUUAAAGCCAGAAGAUUCCGGCAAAUACACAUGUGAUAAUGGAAAUCAGCAAACUACAGCCACUUUAACGGUCAGAGCCCUUCCAGCGCUCUUCGAACAGAAACUCCAGCCCCAAGAAGCAGAGGAGGGCUCAUCUGUCACCUUCCACGCUGAGCUCUCCAAACCCAAGGCAGCAGUGCAAUGGCGAAAGGGAUCCACCCCGCUCCAAGCUAGUGCCAAGUAUGAGAUGAGUCAGAGAGGCACUGCUGUGGAGCUCCUCGUUCAUGACUUGCAGCUGACAGACGCUGGAGACUACACCUGCGAUUCCGGCGACGCACAGACGACAGCGUCCCUGUUGGUAAAAGCUUUGCCGGUGCUUUUCACACAACCGCUCCAGAGCCAGCAAGCAGAAGAGGGUGGCACCGUCACCCUGCGCUGUGAGCUCUCGAAAUCCAACGCCCCUGUGCAGUGGAGGAAAGCUGGGCACAUUUUGCAACCAAGUGACAAGUACAAGAUGCACCAAGCCGGCCCUGUGACCGAGUUAACAAUUCGUAACCUGAAUGAGGCAGACUCGGGGGAAUACUCCUGUGACACAGGAGACCAACAAACCAUCGCAGCUGUCUCUGUGAAAGAACCAGCCGCGAGCAUCGUGGAGGUGCUAAAGGACAUCACCUUAUAUGAAGGAGAAGACGCAGUGUUCAAGUGCAAGGUGUCUCGGGAGGCAGCUCGGGACGUGCACUGGUGCCUGGGCGGCGUACCGCUCCAGCCCAAUGAAAUGAAUGAGAUAACGGUUCAAGGGAAGCUUCACACUUUGACUCUGAGGAGGGUGACCCUAGAAGACUCGGGCUCUGUCAGUUUCAGAGUGGGGCAGCAUACCUCAGAGGCACAGCUGACGGUGCAAGUUGCUCCAGCCAUAUUUGUAAAGUUGCUUGAGAACAAAGACCUGCAAGAGGGCGACACGGCAACACUAUACUGUGCACUAUCCAAGCCGAACGUCCCCGUGGAAUGGAAGAAAGCUUCGUCUGUGAUCAAGUCCAGUACAAAGUUUGAAAUCAAGCAGGAAGGGAAUGUGCACACUUUGCUCAUUCAUGAUUUAAAGCCGGAGGACUCAGGGGAGUAUAGCUGUAAUACCGUUGACAAGAGGACCACUGCCAGACUAGAGGUCAAAGCGCUCCCUGUGCUCUUCAAACGUUGGCUCCAAAAUGAGGAAGUUGAGGAAGGGUGUACGGCCGCCUUGCGCUGUGAGCUGACAAAACCGACUGCCCCAGUGGAAUGGAGAAAAGGAGAUGUGGUGCUGCAGUCCAGUGACAAGUAUGAACUCAGGCAGGAGGGAACUUUUGUUGAGCUGUUUAUUUAUGACGUGGAACUUCAGGAUGCUGGGGAGUAUACCUGUGAUUCAGGAGACCAGCAAACCACCGCUGCGCUGCUAGUCAAAGUGCUCCCUGUGGUUUUCAAAGAAGAACUGCACAAUGUGGAGGCAGACGAACGAGGAUCCGCUGUUCUGGAGUGCGAGAUCUCCAAACCUGAUGUGCCGGUGGAGUGGAGGAAAGGAGGUCUGGUCCUCCAGCCCAGUGAUAAGUAUGAGAUGCGGCAGAAGGGCACCAAGGUGGAGUUAAUUAUCCAUGACUUGGAAGUGGAGGACUGCGGGCCAUAUACCUGUAGCACCGGGUCUGAGCUCACCACAGGCUCUGUGUAUGUACAAGAAGAGGAAGCAGAAAUAGUUUGUGGUUUAAGGAACACGGACGUCUUUGCGGGGGAGUCGGCCACGUUCACCUGCGAGCUCUCGCGCCCGGGGGUACAGAACGUACAGUGGUGGCUCGAUGGAUCUCCCCUGCAGAACAGCUCUGUGAAUGAAAUCGCGGUGCGAGAUGGGACAAUCCACACUCUGACCCUAAAGAACCUAGGGCCCGAUGAUUCGGGGACUGUGACUUUCAGAGCUGGGCCCCUCAUAUCGUCAGCUAAAUUAUUAAUCAAAGAUCCAACUAUUGAGGUGGUCAGCCCCAUGCGGGACAUUACCGUUGAUGAAGAUGGCACGGCAGAGUUCAUAUGCCAGUACUCUAGGCCAGUGCAAGCCACAUGGAAGAAAAAUGAUCAGGAAGUUUCUGCAGAUGGGCAACGAGUCAUGAUCGAGCAGGACUGGAAUGUAGCCAAGCUAAAAUUUACACCUGCCCUUCCCGAAGACAGUGGCAUCUAUUCUUGUGAAGCUGGGAGCACUAAAGUGGUGGCUAUGCUUGAUGUUCAAGCCAAGAACAGUAUUGUCAAGGGUCUGGAGAAUGUGGAAGUCAUCGAGGGCGGGGAAGCCCUGUUUGAGUGCUACCUUUCCAAACCCGAGUGCUACAAUUACAACUGGCUGAUUGAUGACGAACCUGCCAAAACCACCGAAAAAAUUGAGAUGGUUUACUUUGAAAACGGACGCCGGCAUCUUCUCCUCUUGAAGAACCUCACCCCCCAGGACAACUGCAGGGUGACUUUCCUGACUAGCGAUGCAGUGACGUCUGCAUUCCUGACGGUGAAAGGAUGGCGCCUGGAAAUUUUGCAGCCCCUGGUUGACACGGAAGUCACUGCGGGGGAGCAAGCAACCCUGAGCUGUGUUUUAAGUGAAGCCGUGCCAGUCAGCGAAGUCGCCUGGUAUAUUAACGACGUGGAUAUCCAACCCGAUGAGCACUGGGAGAUACAGGCAGAUGGAGACUGCUAUACACUGAUCCUGAAGAAAGCCCGACCACAACAUUCUGGGGAGGUGACGUUUGCUGCAAGAGAUGCAAUUGCAUCGGCCACGUUGUCUGUCAUAGCCCUUCCCGAUCCCCCGGAAGAUCCAGAGAUUUUAAGUAGGAGCCAUCACGCUGUCACUCUGUCCUGGUUCACACCGCUGAGCGACGGUGGCUCUGGCAUCCUAGGCUACACGGUUGAGAGGAAAACACCCGGUAGUGGCUGGCAGCAUUGCAACGAGGAACUUAUUCAAAACACGGAGUUUGUGGUGGACAAUCUCACACCAGGCGAGCCCUACAGAUUCCGCGUGUCAGCUGUAAACAAAGUGGGUGCUGGCGAGCCAGUGCAGUUACCUCAAACGGUGCAGCUAGAACCGCCGUUUACAGUCACUCGUCCCUUGGUAGCCAAGUCGGUCUUGGAAGGGGAUGUGGCUCUCCUGGAAUGCGAAUUCUCAAGGGAGACCCAAGAGGUAAUCUGGAUCAAAGGAAAAGAACAAAUCCAGCCAGGAGGGAGAUAUGAAAUCAAGUCCGAUGGCAAGAAGCAGAUACUCAUUAUUCGUGCUUUUCAACCCGAGGAUCAAGGCGUGUACACCUGCAUGAUCUCGCCCGAUAUCCGCUCCUCUGCCCUUCUGUCGCUUGAAGGUACAAGAAGUGUGUGUCUAGGCAAUGUGAUUAGAUAUAAGAAGGAGAUCAAACAGCACGAAUGUCCCCUCUUUAGCGACACCUUCAAAGAUUUUUGUGGUGAGCCCGGAGGCACGCUCCACCUUGAGUGCAUGGCUCUCAGCAAAACCGAUAUGAAGGUCCGUUGGCUGAAGGAUGAGGAGGAACUUUCGGAUGGGCGCCACUACCACAUAGACAACUACAGUGAUGGCACUUGCUCUUUGAUUAUCACCGGCCUGGACACGAAAGACACCGGAAACUACACCUGUGAGGCAUCUAAUAAGUUUGGCAAGGUUUCCCACACUGCUAAGGUGGUGGUUGGUCCCCAGGUGCCAGAUGCGCUGCAUGAGCAUAAACCAACAAAACCCCUCACGGACAGCGAAACAGAGAGCUCUUCAGGCAGCGACCUGGACGAGGCAUUCCGCAAGGCCGGGAGGAGGCUUCACAAGCUCUUCAAGGCCAAGAUCUCCACGGAGAUGUCGGAUGUGGAGGAGGAGCUCUUUGUCAGCGCGGACGAAGGGGACGUGGAGGUGGUUGAUCACCAGACGUAUCGCGAAGAUGAGCAGUACAUCUACAUCAAGUUUGAAAUCUUGGCUGAAGCUAAAACAGCUGCCGGACGGUUCAGGGAUAUGUUUGCUGCGCUGGGUAUCCCCGUCGAGAUUGACAUCCUGGAGCAAGGCCUUAAAAAGAUCGAGCUGCGCAUCGGGAAAGCAACUCCACCCGCUCUGGGGCAGUUUCAGCCCCUGGUGAAAAGAUCCCCACCACCUUUAUUGACGUCCGAUACAGCUCCCGUAUUCAUAACCGAGCUUCAAAACCAAGAGGUGCAGGAUGGCUACCCGGUCAGCUUUGACUGUGUUGUUAUUGGCAAACCCUUGCCCACGGUGCGCUGGUUCAAGGAUGGGAAAGUCAUCGAAGAAGACGACCAUUAUAUGAUCAACGAGGACCAGGAAGGGUGCCACCAAAUGAUCAUCACUGCCGUGGUCCCUACGGACAUGGGGGUCUACCGCUGCCUAGCUGAAAACAACAUGGGAGUUUCUUCCAGCAAGGCUGAGCUACGAGUGGACCUGACCAGCACUGAUUACGAUACAGCAGCAGAUGCAACAGAGACGUCUUCUUAUUACAGUGCCAAAGGAUAUCUCUCAAGCCGAGAGCAAGAGGGAAUAGAAUCCACCACGGAAGAGGAGCAGCUACCUCAGAUCCUAGAUGAGCUUCAUGAUAUUGAUGUGGCGCCUGGAGCACCAUUAGCUAAAUUUCACCUGAAGGUCAAAGGAUACCCAGAGCCUCGUCUUUACUGGUUCAAAGACGGGCAGCCACUACAGGCCUCAGACCGCAUCCUGAAGAUUGAGAAGAAGCAAUUUCAUGCACUUGAAAUCCUCAAUGUCUGUAAGGAGGAUGCUGGACAAUACUCAGUAUUUAUUAGCAACUCUGCUGGUUCUGCAUAUUCAUCUGCCACUUUGGUUGUCAAAGAUCCUGGCGAAAAGGAAGAACUGCCUGAAACAGGUGCUCAAGAACAGCUGGUGCCACCCAGGUUCCUGGAAAGGUUUACCAAUAAAAGAGUGCGGAAAGGUGCAAGCAUCACGUUCUCUGUGAAGGUCGAAGGGCAGCCAAUGCCCACAGUUACCUGGUUGAAGGAAGAAUCUCAAGGCGAUGUUCUGUGGAUCAAACCAGAAACUCCUGGCUACAAAGUCGCCAGUUCCAACAUGCAUCACAGUCUCAUCCUGCUGGAUGUGGGGAAGGAACAUAAAGGGUCCUACACAUGCAUUGCUACUAACAAAGCCGGCCAAUCCAUCUGCACUGCCUCCCUAGAAGUUCUGGAUGUGAAAGAGGCGGAAGUUCUGACACGCGAGCGCAUGAUGGUGACAGACGCGCUAAUGGCCACUCUCGGGUAUGAAGACAAGGACAGAAAAGGACAUGGUUCUAACGUUCAUACCUGGGUGCUAAUCCCAAAGACCAUGCCCUACGACCAUUAUUGCCCUUGUCCUUUCUUACUCCCCCCCCUUGGCAUCUCUAUCCACCCUCCUGAGCCGAGGAAAGGAGAGCACGUGGAAGGUGAAGCAGAUAAAGAAGGUGUGUCUAGAAGUGCCAUUUCAUUAUCUGAGGUUGGAACAGAAGAAUUCCUCCAGAAACUUACUUCCCACAUCACAGAAAUGGUGUCUGCAAAAAUAAGUCAGGCCACACUUCGAGUGCCAGGAGCAGACAGCGAUGACGAAUCUAAGACGCCCUCGCCGUCUCCACGCCAUGGCAGAUCUAGGCCUUCAUCAAUUGCUCAGGAGUCUUCCUCUGAAUCGGAGGAUGGAGAUUCACGAGGAGAGAUUUUUGACAUCUACAUGGUCACGGCUGACUAUAUGCCCAUUGGAGCUGACAGGGAAAUCAUCACUCUGAAAGCAGGGCAGUAUGUGGAAGUCCUUGACUCAGCUCAUCCUCUAAAGUGGCUAGUCAGGACCAAGCCCACUAAAUCCAGCCCAUCCCGGCAGGGGUGGGUGUCUCCUGCAUAUUUGGACAAGAAGUUAAAGUUGUCGCCGGAGUGGGGUGCAUCUGAAGCUCCCGAGUUCCCCGGAGAAUCUGUUUCGGAAGAUGAGUAUAAAAAGAAGCUGAGCCUCUUUAUUCAGGAUCUGCUGAACCACUUCCUCCAGACCCAUCACCUCCAGUACACAGAAAGCUGCCCCGAUGUCCCAGACACUGUUGCCAGCCAGAAAUCAACUAUCUUCCGAAACGUCAGUGCCAUUGCAACCUUUCAUUCCAACAACUUCUUCCCAGAGCUGCAGAAAUGCGACACUGACGACGACGUGGCCAUGUGCUUCCUUAAGAACGAGGAGGCCUUUGAUAAGUACAUCCAGUACCUGGUGGGACGGGUACAGGCCGAGUCUGUCGUUCUCAGCAAAGCCAUUCAGGAGUUCUACAAGAGAUAUACAGAGGAAACAUUGGCCAGUGGAGAUCCUUCUCAGCCACCCAUACCUCCUCUGCAGCACUAUUUAGAGAGACCAAUAAACAGGAUCCAACAGUAUCAAAUCAUAAUCAAGGAAUUAAUCCGAAACAAAGCAAGAAACAGCCAAAACUGUGCGCUGCUGGAGCAGGCCUAUGCCGUUGUGUCAGCCCUCACCCAGCGUGCAGAAAACAACCUCCAUAUCUCCCUCAUUGAGAACUAUCCAGGGACCCUGGAAAUUCUAGGAGAACCCAUCCGACAGGGUCACUUCAUAGUGUGGGAAGGCGCUCCGGGAGCCAGAAUGGCCUGGAAAGGUCACAACCGGCACGUUUUCCUCUUCAAGAACUACAUUCUGAUCUGCAAACCCAAGCGAGACACCAAGACAGACACCUACAGCUACAUCUUCAAGAACAUGAUGAAGCUGACCCACAUAGAUGUGAAUGACAUGGUGGAAGGAGAUGAGCGGGCAUUUGAGAUCUGGCAUGAGCGAGAAGACUCCGUCCGCAAGUACCUACUUCAAGCUCGUACGGUCAUCAUCAAGAACUCCUGGGUGAAGGAAAUCUGUGGUAUCCAGCAACGUAUCAGCCUCCCCGUGUGGAUUCCUCCAGAUUUUCAGGAAGAACUGGCUGACUGUACAGUGGAGCUCGGUGAAACUGUCAAAUUGGCUUGUAAAGUAACAGGCACUCCUAAGCCAGUCGUCUCUUGGUUUAAAGAUGGCAAGCCAGUGGAGAUGGAUCCCCACCACAUUGUAAUAGAAGAUCCUGAUGGUUCCUGCACGUUGAUCCUGGACAAUAUGACGAAUGUUGACUCAGGACAAUACAUGUGCUUUGCCACCAGUCCGGCUGGUAAUGCCAGUACACUAGGAAAGAUCCUUGUUCAAGUGCCGCCGAGGUUUGUGAACAAGGUUAGAAAUGCUUAUUAUGUUGAGAACGAAGAUGCUCAGUUUACCUGCACCAUCGAAGGAGCACCUUACCCUCAGAUCAGGUGGUAUAAAGAUGGUGCCUUGCUGACAGACAGUAAUAAAUACCAGACUUUCAGUGAGCCACGGAGUGGCGUGUUAGUCCUGGUGAUCAAAAAUGCUUCCCGGGAGGACUUGGGACACUACGAGUGUGAACUGGUGAACAGAUUAGGCUCAGCACGGAGUGGAGGAGACCUUUGCCAGCAGAGUGCCGUAUUACUGGCCCAGGAGAAGAGAGGAGACCAAGCCAUCACCAUCGAAGUCACUGAACAAGAGACUAAAGUGCCCAAGAAAACCAUCAUCAUAGAGGAAACAAUCACUACUGUGGUGAAGACCCCAAGGCAAAAGCGAAAGGUGUCCCCUGCCCGGCCUCCUUCGGGUUACUCCCUCCCCCGCUCUGCAAGAUCAGAGCUGCUGAUGCCAGAGCCGGCGUAUGUGACAACGGUCAGGCAGCCUGUACACAGGCACGAAGCCAUUGUGGUAGAAACCAAGGUGGAAGAACAAAAACCCAAAUGGGUCGAAGUGGAGGAAAUCAUUGAAUUCAAGGUGAAAAGGUCACCCAAGCCCACCAAAAAAAGAGGAGCUUCCCCUGCAAAGCCAGAAAAAGAUGACUCAGGAGGACUAAUAUUCACUAUGCCUGGCCCAAGGCCAAGGCGUUCCUCUGAAGAGGACCCAAACACAAACAACUCCAACAAUAAAUUAGUGGAGCAGGCUGAAUCCUCCCUGCCUAGAGACAAUCUUUCAGACGUUGACACUCCAACCCUUGCAUAUGAAGCUGACCAAGAAGGAGCUCCAGUGAACAGUGAAGACAUAAGCUCUUCGUGUGGGUCGGAACACUUAGGAAGUAGUGCGUUCGUUGGUUAUGGGAUUGAUGGAAAAUGCUGCACACAGGAUGCGAGCAAUGAUGAUGUUUCGGAAGCUACUUCCCCACUGCUGGCAUGUGUGGGUGAACCGUUUGUCUUUAGUUUGGAGGCCGCUGAGGUAGACAAGCAUGACUGUCAUCCAUCGCAAAGGAGCCAAGAGGUUGAGGAAGAAGCUGGCGAGUUAGAUACAUCUUGGACUGUUGAAGAAGGCAUGCCUGAUAUAGUACAAGAUGAGGAUCUUCCAGAGGAAGAUGAUGUUGUUAUAACUGAUGAGGCAGGGCAACCAGAGUCGGAUGACACUGGGCGCCGUGACCCCAAAAUCCUAACCCGCAAUGGAAAAGUGCUAACCCUGGAAGACCUGGAAGAUUACAUUCCUGAAGAAGGGGAGACCUAUGGAUGUGAAGAUCAGAACUACACAGGUGAUAAACCUUGUGAGAUCUCUGUGCUCCAGACAGAAAUUAAUGAACCCACGGUGGGGAAGCCGGUGUUGCUAAAUCUCGGAAGGCCUGUUGUUCCUGAUCCAAGGCCAAGCUUUUUCAGCAAGUUCCAGGAAUUUCUUCCUGAAGGAAUGUUUGUGUCAGCCUCUAGAGUAACAGGGGUGCAGUCCGUGGGGCCAUCAAACAUUUCGUUCCACAGAGAAAAGCUAUUCUUCUUGUCUGUAGGAGAGGUUGCGUCGCCGUCCGAGCUGGAGAAUUCUGUCCGGGCCUCACUUGAACGUGCAGAUAAGGAGAUAAAGAUGGUCCUGAAGAAACUUGUGGAUUCCACAUCACUCCAUGUAACUCUUCCUCCAGGCAUGAGGGCAAAGGAGGGUGGAGUUGGCAUUCUCGAGUCCAUACCUGCAGACUUCUCCGAUACAGAAAAUAAGCAUCUGCUGCUCGUUCAUGAAGCCAGCACGCAAACCCAAAGUGCUGGAAGUCAUGAUGAAGAGCGAGGCAGCACUGGGAAAACUCUGGAGGAGAAACUGAGUGACACACAGUCAAGCCCAACCGCUUCCCAAAAAGAAACAACCACAGGAGCUGCAGGAAUUCAGGAGCGCUCUGUUCCCAUUACAAGAACCUCAGCGGUCCGGGACGGAGCAGACUGGCGUAGAAGAGAAGGGGCGGACGUGGUCUGGGAUGUCCAGAGUCAAAUUUACAUUGAGACCACAGAAAGAACCUGUGUUUAUAAAACAGAGGAGAAGAGUGCACCACGCCCUCCGUAUAUGCACGUGACCAUUGAGGAUGUGCAAGUCCAGGCUGGGGAGCGUGCCAAAUUCCAUGCUAUAAUCGAAGGGAAUCCCGAGCCGUCAGUCACAUGGUAUAAGGAUAAUUCCUUGUUGACCAACAGUGACAGGCUCCAUCAAGAGAAAGAAGGCAUGACGUACUCUUUGAUCCUGGACAACGCUGCCCCAGAAGAUGGUGGCGUCUACACUUGCAUUGCCAAAAACACAGGAGGGGAGGUCUUGUGCAAAGCAGAGCUUGUUGUGCAUGAGGCUAAGAAAGACUCCGUGACAAAGAAACAGAGCACCCGACGAAAACUCCAUUCCUUCUACGAGGUGAAGCAGGAAAUAGGAAGGGGCUCUUUCAGCUUUGUAAAACGGGUUGUGCACAAAGGGAACAGAGUCUCGUGUGCUGCUAAGUUCAUACCUCUGCGAAGCAAAACGAGAGCCCAGUCCUACCAGGAGAGGGACAUCCUCGCCACGCUUUCCCACGACAGAAUCACCCGCCUGCUGGAUGCGUUUGAAACAAGGAAAACCUUGGUUCUGAUUCUGGAACUGUGCUCCACCGAGGAGCUCUUGGACCGUUUAUUCAGGAAGAAUGUUGUUACUGAAGAUGAGGUCAAAUUAUACAUCAAGCAGCUUUUGGAAGGACUCAGUUAUCUCCACGACAAUAAUGUACUUCACUUGGACAUUAAGCCUCCAAAUAUCCUGAUGGCCUACCCUGAGAGAGAAGAUAUUAAGAUCUGUGACUUUGGGUUCGCUCAAAAGAUAAAUCUAUCUGAGCCUCAGUACAGCAAAUUUGGAUCUCCUGAGUUUGUCUCCCCGGAAAUUAUCUCUCAACUCCCAGUGUCAAAGGCGUCCGAUAUUUGGGCUGUUGGAGUCAUCAGCUAUUUAAGCUUAACCUGCAAGUCUCCAUUUGCUGGGGAAAAUGACAGAGCAACCCUUCUCAAUAUCCAGAACGGGACAAUCGCUUGGAAUGUCCCUAACUUUGUUCACCUAAGUGAAGAAGCAAAGGAUUUUAUCAAACAGAUCCUGCAGAUGUCUCCCGAAGCCAGACCUACUGCUCUGGAAUGUCUCUCACACAACUGGUUCUCGCGCCACGUCCCGCUGGAAGAAGCCCAUUUUAUUAACACAAAACAGCUGAAGUUCAUUGUGGCUCGAAGCAAGUGGCAGCGUUCCCUCAUGUGCUAUAAAUCUAUCUUGGUAAUGAGAUCCAUUCCGGAGAUCCUCCAGAGAACACACAAAAACACAUCGCUCGGCAUCUCCCGACACCUGGUGGAAGAAAGCAGCUCCUCCACUACCACCGGCUCCUCUUCGGACAAUGAGAAUUCCUCCUUCCCCAAAAAAAAGCACUUUGGCUCCGCACCAGAACUGCACUUGUCUGUGUUUGAUGCGCCUAGUUCUCAAGACCCUCCGACUUCGGCGGCGGGAGAGAAACAUCCAAAGGUCUUGGUGCCCCCAGUAAAACCCAUGAGACGGAAAUAUGCUUUAGUGAAAAGGGAGCCGGGUGAGACAUCACCGACAGAAGGCGACGUACAAAUGGCAGAUGCCUUUGCUCGGAAAGCCGAGAUCAGCUCAGCACUCAAAGAUUUAAGAACAGACCAGUCCCAAGAGAAAGCUGCCGAGCAGCCCUCCUUGGCAAAGGCAGUCUCCUUAGACACAUCAGACUUGGCAGCGCAGCAAGAAAAAACAGGCACAUUAUUCCCUGACAAAGACAAAGUCAUAAAGGCUGGAGAUGGAACAGAGAAAUCUCCUGUGUGUGUCCCCAGGCAGAGUGUCAUUAAAAGCACGUUCUACAGCCAAGCAUCUGAGGCUCCUCCCCGCGUCCCUGUCUCGCCGGGCAGAGACUACAGAAGGCACCUUGACAGAAAAAGGAGGGCUUUCCGGAAAGCUGGGUAUUUAAAGGUACCCCUGAGUGGCCUCCGGGAACCCCUGCUGGAACAGUUUGAAUUGAAAGAGGAGGAAGAAGAAGGACUGUCUGGUGAUGAAGACUAUGGAAAACUCAGAGAAAGCGCGACAGGCCCUCUGACCAAAUCAGCUUCCUUUGAUACCGCUAGGAAACCGCCACGCCCCACCUUCCAGGUGUCCAACAGAAGCCGUUCCCUGGAUGACUACAGACCAAGAGCCACACGUUUAGUGGAAGAAGAUGACAUUCUGGAAGAAGACUUUGAUCUAACUUCACAGGGGAGUUAUUCGGGAGUAGUUCCCCAGCACAGCACAUCUGUUGACUCUGGCGAGGUUCAUCCUGAGGAGCAGUCGAUGGAGGAGGACUCGAAGACAGACAGGCAGGAUUGUACGGUACCACAGCAAGCCCCUUCUGCACAGUGUGGUGACAAAGGAUGCCCAGGCCUAGCUGCCCAACAACCACAGGAAGCCCCAGAGCCAUCCUGCUGGGGUGAAAGUGAGGGGCAUUUACAUCAAAAGAUAAAGCCUUCCAUUGACAUGGACGUUGAGCCAGCUGCUCUGGAAGGCGAAAGCCUGAUUCUAAUUGCACAGCAAUCGGACACAGCCCCACUGUCAGCGCACACGUGGGAACGUGAGGCACAGCUAAGUGUGAAACCAAAGCCAGAGUUUACACUUCUGCCAAGCGAAAGCUCUGGUUUGACUAUUUUCGAAUUGGAAGGAGCCCCGAUAUCAGCCCCGCAGAGUGAGAGAGGAGAAUGCGUAUGUCCACCGCCCAAGCCUUCCAUUCACAGUGCUGCAGAGGAUGGAAGCCCAGUUAUCCUAGACACUCCCCACAUUCCCGCCAGCCUGGGUGAACGCCCAGUUAUUUUAACAGCUCCACAACCAGAAACAGCUCCACUUACAGUCUGCCCAGGUGAAAACCAGGAACGUUUACAUCAGAAGCCUUCUGAGGACUUGGGCACAGACGCCUCUGCUCCGGAUCACAAACGUGCAAGGAUUCUAACACCACCACCAGAACAUGCCGCAGCGUCAGACGGUGAGGGUGAAAGGCGGGUUUACAUUAAGGUGGAGUCGGCUGUUCUUCAAGGUGAAAGCUUAUUUAUUCUCACAAUCCCACAACGAAAAACUGCCCCCUUUCCGGUCUGUGAGAGCGGCAGCCCGGAACAGCCACCUCGAGAACAUUUGGUGUGUGGCGAAGAGAAGUCUGAGGACUUAGAGAGCGAAAGCCUAACUAUUCUAGAGACACCGCUGGCUUCACUCAGUGAGGAUGAAAACCAGCUGGAGUCUUCUGUGUACAACAAAGCACAGUCUGCUGUUCUGGAGGACUUGGUUGAAGAGAUGGUUGGUCUGUCUGAGGAUCUGAAUGUUUUGGCAGAGUCUGCUUCUACUCCAGUGGGAUGUGAAAAGCUCUUCUCCCUUCCACAAGAGAUGUUCCACACAGCAGCUGGAAAGUCCACUCAUUUUGCACCACAGAAUAAAAGAGAAGAGGGCAUUUACCCAGCUGAUGUCACGGAAUCAGCAGCACCAUUUCCUGCAGUGGAAGGUGAGUCAAGUACGCUGGCCCUGUCGAGUCUAAUCACCAAAGAGGAAAAGGCGGCUUCUCAUGCCUGUGAACAUCUGGGAGAUUUAGUGAUCAGAAGCACUAGUUCCAGCACAGCAAGCAUUUCCCAGCCUGAUCAUUCAGGUUUCGGGAAAAGAUCUAGUCAUGUGUCUGAUCACAAAGAACCGGACAAAUGCUCUGAAGUUUCCUUAGUGAAAAUUAAAGACCUCUCGGAAGAGAUGCCCCAUGUUGAAAGUCGGACUUCGAAAUUUGAUAUAUCCGAGGUAGAGCCUGCGUAUUUGAACCUAUCAGAUCUCUACGAUAUUGUCUAUUUUCCAUUUGAAUUUAUGAACGUCAAGAAGCCCUCACCCAAACCAACCGGUAAAAGAUUUAUGCCCUUCACUGAAAAGAUAAAAUUACCUUCUGUGACCAAAGGACAUUUGCAUCCAUAUAAAAGACUGUACACUACGGAGGACAUUGAAUCUCCUUCAGAUUAUGCACCUGAUGCCACGACAGGGGAAACCAGAGAAAACCUUUUGGACAUGUCUGAAGAUGCAGAGCAGCCCCUUCUGAGGUUGGAAAACAGUUCUGAGCCACGAAUGCGGAAAGGUGCUAAGGGCCAUGUGACAGCCGAAUCCCAGCCAACGUAUGGCUUCCGAAAGCACUCAGGUGGUAAGCAGAAAAGCUCUACACAUAGCAAAGCAAAACCCUAUGGCAGAUCACACUCAAUGGAGCAGUCAGUAGAGCAGACCCUGAAGAAGAAAGUAAAAGCAUCCGUUGCCCAUAUUUCAAGAAUCCUAAAAGGAAAGCCAGCCCCCGAGCCAGAGCAAAAAGAAGCACCUGUUUUUGUAGAAGAACUCGUGGAUCAGGAUGUUGCCCUAGGGCAGUCUGUGUCUCUGUCCUGCCAAACCUCUGCCCAUUUCCCGCUGCACGUUGACUGGUUCCGAGAUGGCGUGCUCAUUCGCAGCAGCAGUAGGAUACUGAUCUCAGCCACACUCAAAAACUUUCAGCUUUUAACCAUAUUGGUGGUUACAGAGGAGGAUUUUGGUAUUUACACAUGUGCAGCCAGCAACGCCCUGGGUACAGCGUCCACCUCAUGUGUAAUAAGAAAGGCAGACAUUCUUGCUAGCCCUCCAGUCCCUGAUAUUGUGGAGGUGUAUGAGGAUGGCGCGCAAGUGGUCUGGAAACCCAUGGAAUCUAACACCGCAGUUACUUAUGCUGUACAGUGCAAGUGUGAAGGUGGUGAGUGGACGACUCUUGUUACUGACAUAGCUGACUGCUGCUACUAUGCCAACAAUCUCUCCAGGGGUUUGGUGUACUCCUUCCGAACGGCCUGCAUCAGUAAAGCUGGAAUGGGACCUUACAGCAGCGCAUCUGCCAGAGUAAAGAUUGGUGAAAAAGACCCAUCAGUGUCUCAAUCUGCAGUGCAGACGUUCCCAGCUGCUGCAGAAGAGGAGAGUGAACUAAUGGCACCAGCCGAGCCAUUUCCGACCCAGCAAACCUACGCUUUCCAGACCGAGAUUAAAAGAGGGCGUUUCAGCAUCAUGAGACAGUGCAGGGAAAAACUAAGUGGAAAAGCGCAGGCUGCCAAAAUCAUCCCCUACCGGCCAGAAGACAAGCAGGCGGUGCUCCAGGAAUACCAGGUCCUGAGAAAGCUUCAUCACACGAACAUAGUUCAGCUGCAAGGAGCCUACGUGAGCCCCCGGCACCUCGUGCUGAUCCUGGAAUUGUGCGCUGGGCCAGAGCUACUGCACUCUUUGGCCGCAAGGACGUCCUAUUCGGAGGUGGAAGUCAGGGACUAUCUGUGGCAAAUUCUCAGUGCGGUUGAGUACCUCCAUGCACACCGCAUCCUGCACUUGGACCUGAGGUCUGAGAACAUGAUCAUUACCGAACCCAACCUGCUGAAGCUCCUGGACUUUGGCCAUGCACAGUUCUACACGCCGGGCAGAGUCAUUACCCUGGAGCACUGCACAGAUUACGUGGAAACCACAGCUCCAGAACUGCUGUCGGAGCAAGGAGCCCUCCCGCAGACUGACAUCUGGGCUGUGGGCAUCACCGCGUUCAUCAUGCUGAGCGCCGACUCCGCCCUCAGCUUUGACGUGGCCUGCGACUUCCCGAGAAUCGCCAGGAAAGGGAAGGUGAAACUGACCCGAUGCUACGCGGGCCUGUCUGGAGGGGCCGUGACUUUUCUCCAAAGCACACUGUGCGCAAAUCCCUGGGGGCGGCCGUCGGCGUCGGAAUGCCUCCAGUUGCCGUGGCUCCAGGAGACAGGCUUGGAUGACCGACAGCAAGCGGUGGUCACUUUCUCCACCGGCAAGCUGAGGCGGUUCCUGGCCGAACGGGAGAAGAAAAGAAACCUGUUGUGUUCGAAGUAUGGGGUGAUGGUUGCCCAGUGAACUGGGUGGGGCCACACUGCAGACUCGAUUCCCCCACCCCACCCCGCAGGCCCUGACUGAUGUUUGCACUGGGGGUUUGGUACCUAGGUGUCAUUUCUGGUGACAGAUCUGCUGCAGUAAACCAAUGACCCUGUUGCCUUAGAGAGAGAUUAGGGAAGCGGGUCCUGUUAGAAAGGGGUGACUAGGAACUGGGUCUCCAUCUGGCUUGGAAAAUCCUUCCCUUGGUUGUAAGGCUGCACGUGACACUGCUCAUUGAGCUCCCCACAAGCGCCACAGCCGCACAGAGAUACCAGACCCCCCCCGCAGCCACCUCCAGAGUCCUCCCCUGCAACUGUGCUCAUGGGAUACCCUGGUCUUCUCGCCUGUCUCUCAAACCCGACUGGAGUCAGUCAACGAUUUCCCUUGGGACGCAGCCCUGAGCUGGGGCUGGGGGAGAGGAGGCGAUUGAUCGACCGUGCCCCAGGUUGGAAUCAGUGGGCACGUCUUCACUCUUGAAAAAAAAUCCAUUGUGCGGCCAUCAGAUGAAAUAGGGGGUGUGUGUGUCUGUCGGCGAGGCAGAGUUGUCGGUAACUGCGGCUAUCAGUAACAGGUGUCCCACAGGGCAUCUGGUGUGUCUGUCACAGAAUAGCUGGGACGAGAGUCGACAUACACAAUGAGCACGCACCAGGGACUGAACCCCGUGGGUAGUGCGCCAUGUCUGAGUUCAGAUAGGACCCCACGGUUGUCUGUGGGGAUUGAACCCGAGAGAAAACAGGCCUCAGCCGCUCGCCCACAGAGAGAAUUCUUUCAUCCCAGAGCCCACAGCAGGCGGCAAAGCCAGCCACUAGAGGGAGCCAUGAUCACAUGGCGUUACAUGCACAAUCUGCACAUUACGGCAGACGAGACAGUAACUGGCCCAGGGAAGCCUCCCUCAGACCGGUCAGAGCACGACAGGCUGCGUCCGCUUCCAGUGGAAGUCAGUCUGGCACAUACCUUGUACGGCAGGAGACACAUGGGUCUGCCUGUUCCAAACCAGCCAUUUGUGGCCAUCUCCCUGCUCAUGCAAGAGAAAAGGCCCUGAGAUGGCCUGGAUUUUUCAGUGGAAGACCAAAUUAACCCUUUGUAUGAUGCUCCCGUGGAGACCCCAGAUCUUGGCAUCUCAGUCACAAGCCCAUUUUUUUCUGCUAUGUACUAGCAGAGGGGCAGAGUGUGCAGCAUAUAUCACUGAUGGGAAGGGGGUCCACAC
Pelodiscus sinensis (Chinese soft-shelled turtle) is the source of this 33497-nucleotide messenger RNA. Lineage: Eukaryota; Metazoa; Chordata; Testudines; Trionychidae. The record is from RefSeq and is a predicted model, not a curated record.